Molecule: messenger RNA, 1779 nt
Organism: Fusarium redolens
Lineage: Eukaryota; Fungi; Ascomycota; Sordariomycetes; Hypocreales; Nectriaceae
Exons: 5
Coding region: 1-1779 (592 amino acids)
Source: RefSeq, a predicted model, not a curated record
AUGACUUUUGACCAAGGCCAAAGAACAAUGGCCAGCGGCGCAGACUAUCCGUCUCAACAGGAGGACGUUAGUCAGCCGUCAGCCUUCGGAGUUGGUCAAUCCGACUACGACCACAAAGCCCAACAGCGAGCUAACUAUGCUCUUGCCCUUCAAAUGUCAUGUCGAGAUGUCGUUCAGACCAUCAAGGCAAGUGACCUACUCAUGAGCAACGAAUGGGCAAAGCCCCUCACGCACGCCCCCAACGCCAUCUCCAUUAUGGCUCUGUGUCUCAAAACAGCGGCUGUGCGAGAGGCUGCCAACAUCAAGGUGAGGGACAAGGCGGUCACGGACGAGACCGGGAAGAUCAUUGGUCUGCUCCCGUCAGAGUAUUUUCGUACAAACUUGCAGCAUUGUGCGGACAUCGGUAGACUGGCCUUCCUCGAUGCGCAGAAACGCAUGAACAACCUCCAAAGUGUCGCCCGCAGCAUGAUCGCCCCUGAGGGCACCAUCGCUUAUAUCAUCGAUUUACUGAGCGAUCUGGAGGACGCUCAGGAUAAUCUUCCUGGAGCUAUGAAGAGACUGGAAACUAAUGCUGAGAACUUCAAGGCCGAUGCCGAAGCUAUCACCAAAAAGUUUGAGUACUGGGAGAGGGUGAUCAUGCAUCUUCUCAAGAGCUCGCAAGAUGCGGGGUCGGCGACAGAAGAGAAACGAACUCAAAACACAGUCGAUGCUGUAAAGGCAGAUGCAGAGAGGCUCACAAGAGAGAGGGAGGAAGAAGAUGCCAAAAAGGCCAUCCAAGAGCAGCAGAAGCUGCUGCAAAUGGCACGGAAAGAGGUUGAAGAAGCGCAGCGAAGACUGAAUGUGCUUCUUGAUCGGGCACCUAUUGAGGAACCAUCCGCAUGGGCCGACAUGCUGCACGCGCGGGAGCUCGUUCCAGAUCGACCAGCACCAAGCCGCGGAGAAAAGGGUGCGUUCGCCAAAGGAUGGGGAUAUCUGUUCGGCGCCAGUGACAGCGAGGUCGCGGCAGAGAACAAGCACCGCAAGGAACAUGUUGAGGGUAUUGGGAAUGAAAGACAGGCCUAUAUGGCCAAAGCAGCAGAGCGUCGUGAGAUGCAGAGACGGAUGGCGCAGGCCCAACUAGACGAAGCCAGAGGAAACGAGACGAGGCUCUGGGAAGAGUUGAACAAACAGGCCGAAAAGCUCUCCAUCAGUCAUCACAGCCUCACCAAAGCUAAACACGAUUUAGCAAAAACUCACGCCGAGCUUGAGCGUCUGGGCUCCGAGAAGAUUGAGCUAGAGCAGAUUAUGAAGAUUCUCGAGGAGUCCAUGCGUCGAUUAACAGAGCUAAAGAAGGAAGUCGAGGAGAUGGCAUUAUUCUUCAGCCGAGUGCAAACCGUCAUCACCACGACUGUUAGCGAGAACUUGCAGAGUUUUCUGAAUCCGAUUCAACGGGUCUUGGACAAGGGAGACAGCGUUGACAAGAUCCGGGAGAGAAGCAAGCAGAACUUAUUGAGAAACGCAUUUGAACUGCAGGGGCGCUUCUCGGCUACCGCAGACGUGGCUAGCAUGUACGUCCUCGUGUCGAAUAAAUACAUCCGGCCGGGGAUCAAUCAGAUGGAGCAGCUGGCGGCUAUGAAUGAUGCCGACUUUGAGCGCGGAAAGGAGGAAUUCAGGGAGUGGUGCGAUAGUGCGGCGGAGGAUAUUGUGCGCAUCACUGACGGUGAGCAGUCCAAGAUGGCAGAGAAUCUGACAAAGAGUGUUGAAGUUCUAAGUCAGAGGGCUAUAACAAGUGCUUUAUAA